Messenger RNA from Bombus huntii, 604 nucleotides. RefSeq lists its product as uncharacterized. Gene Ontology annotation, biological process: sleep; regulation of synaptic transmission, cholinergic; positive regulation of voltage-gated potassium channel activity. Bases 164 to 604 code for a protein of 146 amino acids. The record is from RefSeq and is a predicted model, not a curated record. The transcript has 3 exons. NCBI's taxonomy places the organism in Eukaryota, Metazoa, Arthropoda, Insecta, Hymenoptera, Apidae.
GGAGGCAGUGGAAGGGACAACUGCAUGGGAUACGUGUCCGUUUCUCGUAGUCACAGUUUAGUUUCAAAAUGGCUGAGUUUGGUCGUUCCUGUUUCCUUAUGUCAGUUCAUGAGUGAGAAAUUCAAUUAAAAGUAAACGUAUUUGCAAACAAAUUCGCGAUAGGAUGAAGUUAAGGACAGAGGUUUUCGUACUCUCCGCGAUUCUUUGUCUGGUUCUGUUUCAAGGCGUAACCGGACUUCUGCGAAGAUGUGUGAAUUGUAGAUCAAGAGGAGAUCUAGGAUCUUGUAAGGAUCCUUUCACUAUGAACUCGACGGCGAUUGAAAUGGAAAAAGGUGUCGACACUGUCCCUUGCGCAUCUGGUUGGUGCGGCAAAAUAAUUGAACGACACGGUUUAAAUAACGAAUAUGGUACCGCCACGCAAAGGCUUUGUUUCCAACGUGGACCUGACGACGGUGAGGAACGAUGUGCGUUUACCGUGUGGAACUACAAAAAGGUGUAUAUGUGCCUUUGUUUCGGGGAUCUAUGCAAUGGAACGACGAAAUCAAGCAUCUCCAAUGGUUUGAUUCUGACAACGCUUUCCGUUUUACUACGAUGGUUCAUUUGA